AUGUUUCAAUUCAAUGUAUCUCUAAUAAAUGUUGAAAUUAAAAGUUCUUAUUCAAAGAUUCCCAGCUUUUGUUUCUAUAAUUAUGAAAAUUUAGAAAGUGUUUUAAAACAAUAUGCUUUUUACAAGUGCACUAAAUUAAAAUCUUUUACUUUUCCCGAUGGACUAAAAUCAAUUGAAGACUGUAGUUUUAGUGAAUGCGCUAGUCUAUCAACUGUUUCAUUACCGAAUUCUGUUGAACAAAUUAGUGGAUUUCCUGAAAAUACAGUUUUCAAUUAUGAUGGAAAUAACUUUUAUCCACUCGUUUAUAUGUUUUUAGGAAAUGAUACAGUCAGAGAAAUUCAACCUGAUAAAAUAAUUCUGACGACAAACAAAGAAAUGUCAUUUGUUCAUACAGGAGAGGAAGGUAAUAUUUUUGCAGAAAAGAAAAAUAGCUUGCAAGUUUUAAAUUUUCCAAGUUUUGUAACAAAAAUAGUUAAUUAUGCUUUUCGAAGCGCUCAUAUCUAUUACCUCACUUUCCCAGAAUCUCUUUUAUACAUAGGAGAUUGUGCAUUUCAGGGUUGCACUGAUAUUGAAAAAGUAAUAAUUCCUGAUUCAGUCACUUGUAUUAGCAUUUGGGGAUUUUAUCGAAUGGAAAAUUUAAAAGAGGUGAUAAUAGGUGAAAAUGUGAAAUAUCUUGGUGCUGGAACAUUUCAAAGUUGUAUAAGACUUUCAAAAAUUGUUAAUAAAGCAUCAAUUGAAGAACUAAGAUCAAAUGUUUUUAGUGGAUGUGCUAUAGAAUCUUUUGAAAUUACUUCAUCAGUGAAAUCUAUUGCAAGGAAUGCAUUUUCAUAUUGCACAAAUUUAAAAAGUAUCACAAUAGGAGAAAAUGUUGAAUUUAUUGGAGAACAUGCUUUUUCUGAAUGUAUAUCUCUGAAUGCAGUAACAAUCCCAGGAAAUAUAAUUUAUGUGGAUAUAUCUGCAUUUCCAUCAAAUACUAGAAUCACUUUUGAAAAUCCAUUAAGGUCCAUAGCAGUUAUUUAUAAAUAUAGAUCUGGAGAUUCUAUCAAAGAAAUUCUUCCAAAUAAAAUUAUUUUAAAUGAUGGAAGUAAUAUUGAUCAUGAUGGAAGUAUUGAUCGCGUAGAACGAAAUGAAUUUGAAUACAAAAACAGUCUAAUAAAAGUUCAUUUUCCACCAUCUCUUAAAUAUAUUUAUGGAAGCGGAUUUCAUGAUUGUCCUAACUUAAAAGAAGUGAUAUUUGAAAGUGCUGAUGUUAGAUAUGAUCCUAGAGACAGUUUUUUAAAUUGUCCAGUAACAAUUAAAUAUAAUAAUGUUGGAAAUAUAAUCCUUCCAUAUCAAUAUGCUGAUUCGAAUCAAACUGGUGAAAUCACAACAUCUUUCAAACUUUCGCCAUAUUCAUUCCAUAGUUCGAAAUUCACAUCUAUUACAAUUGAACAAGGACUCAAAUCAAUUCCAGAUUAUUGUUUUGGCUUUUGCCUCAAUUUAACAAGAAUUAACCUUCCAGACUCAAUUGAAACUAUCGGCGCAAAUGCAUUUUGUUUUUGCCUCAAUCGAAACUACAGAUAG
Trichomonas vaginalis G3 is the source of this 1563-nucleotide messenger RNA. Its product is annotated as surface antigen family. Bases 1 to 1563 code for a protein of 520 amino acids. The record is from RefSeq and is a predicted model, not a curated record. The transcript has a single exon. Lineage: Eukaryota; Parabasalia; Trichomonadida; Trichomonadidae.